Tachysurus vachellii is the source of this 1686-nucleotide messenger RNA. Its product is annotated as forkhead box protein M1-like. Gene Ontology annotation, biological process: regulation of DNA-templated transcription; G2/M transition of mitotic cell cycle. The transcript is spliced from 5 exons. Bases 1 to 1686 code for a protein of 561 amino acids. Gene Ontology annotation, molecular function: DNA-binding transcription factor activity; sequence-specific DNA binding. NCBI's taxonomy places the organism in Eukaryota, Metazoa, Chordata, Actinopteri, Siluriformes, Bagridae. The record is from RefSeq and is a predicted model, not a curated record.
AUGAACAGGAUGAUGUCGAGUCCCAGAAGGCCGAUAAUCCUCACGAGGAGGAAACGGCCGUUUCAAAGAAACGAAGCCGACGAGACGCAGAACAAAUCUUCUACGGCGUCCGGAGCACGAUCCGUCUCUGCAUCUGCACAAGACGGCAUCCGCGUUGUGGACCAUCCCACUAGGCCGGAGGCUCUAGUGGUCGUCGUACCAGAAACCGCCGGUCUUCAGAGCGUCCUCGAUGCACUGACUGUCAAGAGGAAGGAAGGUGGUACACCGGGGCCAAACAAGUUCAUUUUUCUGAGUGGAAGAUGUGGAUCUGACGAUGAAGUUAAAGCUCUGUUCCAGGCCACAUCAGAGAAUAAAAACCGACCUGAAGCAGGUGUAGCCGGAAAUGACCAAACUCUACCAAACAGUGGAUGUACGUGCAAAGAAAAAUUCGAUGGCUGCGUACAGCUCCAGGAGCCACAAUACACAGAGGAAGACCCGAGUGCCGUUAAGGGCCCUCUGUCAGAAAGACCACCGUACUCCUACAUGGCUAUGAUCCAGUUUGCUAUCAACAGCAAGAAAAAUAAGAUGAUGACACUGAAGGAAAUCUAUAACUGGAUAGAAGACCAUUUCCCGUACUUCAGGAAUGUAGCUAAACCUGGCUGGAAGAACGCCAUUCGCCAUAACCUUUCCUUGAACGACAUGUUCAUCAGAGAGAGAGCAGACGGCAAGAUCUCCUACUGGACCAUUAAACCUGAAGCAAACCGCGGUCUGACAUUAGACCAGAUGUACAAGCCUGCCGUUGAUCCAGCGGCCUCCUCUUUCCCACAAGCCAUGCAAGUCUGUUACCAACAAGUAAGCCACUUUUUCCCCUUCUUUUUUUCCCUCUCCUCCUUCUCACAGUCAGACAGACAGAGAGGACACACGGUUCAUCACCGUCUCCAAAGAUCACACUUAUUUAAUGUCCCCAAGAGUGAAUCCAGUGUGGUGGUGAUGUCUGCCCCGGUUGCUGAAGUAGAGGAAGAACGUGUGUGUAUACCAUUCAGUGAACCCUGUAACAGCGAACAGAAAGAGAUACUCAGAAAGAGAUACGAGAGAAUCUCACGUCGGAAGCAGCGUCUAGUCCCACUUUCCAACGAGGAGCCUGUUCUGCUCUUCGAUUCCAGCUUGGUCUCCACCUUUCAGGAAAUGGAGUGUGAUCUGGAGCCCCGGCAAGACUUGCAGUUGCAAAGCGAAACCUUUAAAACACCUGACAAAGGGAGCCACCCGUUUUCCUCCACACCCAGCAAUUCACCGGAGCCGUGGAAGAGCACGCCGCUGGAUAAAGGGAACCGCAGCGUUAUGGAUUUCAGCCCGAUCAGAACACCGCCGCAGAGGCACGAGCACAGCGAGUUGAGCUUCUGCAGCACGCCUUUCAGAGACCUGCCGCUGUUCGGUUCCCCCCGUGAGCUGCUCGCUUCCUGUUCCCACGAGCAGCAGACGGAAUCUAGCAACCACUCGCUCACCGAGGGCUUUGUACUGGACACCAUGAACGACAGCCUGAGUAACAUCUUAAUGGACAUCAGCUUCUCUGGGCUGGAGGAUGACGACCUGGACAUGGCCAACCUCAGCUGGUCACAGUUUAUUCCUGAGCUAAAAUUAGAUGUAUCACUUAAAAAAAAACUCUAUUCACGCUGCUCACAUGCUUUUUUAACUGCCUUUUUGCAAUGA